Messenger RNA from Protopterus annectens (West African lungfish), 2473 nucleotides. RefSeq names its product carboxylesterase 5A-like. Gene Ontology annotation, biological process: postsynaptic membrane assembly; neuron cell-cell adhesion; modulation of chemical synaptic transmission. The transcript is spliced from 13 exons. The coding region runs from base 112 to 1761 and encodes 549 amino acids. NCBI's taxonomy places the organism in Eukaryota, Metazoa, Chordata, Ceratodontiformes, Protopteridae. Gene Ontology annotation, cellular component: synapse; cell surface. Gene Ontology annotation, molecular function: signaling receptor activity; neurexin family protein binding. The record is from RefSeq and is a predicted model, not a curated record.
GACUUUGCUUCUAUGUAGUUUUACAGAGCAGCUGAUCUGUCAUCUAAUUUGGUUAGCAUUGGUAUCGGGACACUGAAGGAGACAGAAGAACCCUGAAUCACUUCAGCAAAGAUGCAUUCAUGGAAAACCCUUAGUCUUCUUUUAGCAGUAACGCUCUUCUCUAUUUAUGAAGGGAAAGGUAAUAAAAAAGGUAGUCCAAUUAUUUCCACCAAAUAUGGGCGGUUAAAAGGAAAAAUUGUUGAAGUAAAGGGAACAAACAAAGCUGUCUAUGUUUAUCAAACAAUUCCAUUUGCAAAGGCACCUGUUGGAUCCCAAAGGUUUUCAGCUCCUGGAAAAUUAAAAUCAUGGAAAGGAGUAAGAGAUGCUGCAACCAUAUUUCCACCAAUGUGUUUACAACAAAAGGAACAAGUUGAUAUGUUAUUUAAUUAUUUGGGAAUCAAAACGCCUCCUCUGGAGAUGAACGAAGAUUGUUUGUACUUGAAUGUCUACACUCCAGUACCACCAAAUGAAAUGACAAGAGUACCGGUAAUGGUGUUUAUCCACGGUGGAGGCUUAAUGUUUGGUGGUGCCUUUCUGAACGAUGGCUCAUCCCUGGCAGCGUAUGGAAAUGUAGUGGUUGUAGUAAUCCAGUACAGACUUGGUGUGUUUGGAUUCUUCAGCACUGGUGAUAAACAUGCUCGUGGAAACUGGGGUUUCCUUGAUCAAGUUGCCGCUCUGCAGUGGGUACAAGACAACAUCAAGAACUUUGGUGGCAAUCCAGGUUCUGUAACCAUUUUUGGGCAGUCAGCAGGAAGUUCAAGUGUCUCCUUGCAUGUUAUAUCUCCUUUGUCUGAGAAUCUGUUUCACAGAGCAAUUUCUCAGAGUGGUUCAGCAAUAAUGCCUGGAUUCUUCAGCAAAGACCCACAACAAGUUGCAAAGACGAUUGCUAACUUUUCGGGAUGCGAUACACUCAGUUCUGCAUCUAUGGUCAAGUGUUUAAGAGAGAAAAAUGCAGAAGAAGUACUCAAUUCUACACGUUUCUUGAGAACGCUUUCAGUGCCACCAGUUAUAGAUGGAGUAUUUUUAACAAAAUCACCUGAGGAACUUCUGCCUGCAAAUCAAAUCAAACGUGUCCCUUACUUGCUUGGUGUUACCAAUCAUGAAGCAGCGGGUUUGAUUUCUUCAACAUUCCUGCCAAAAGGAUGGCAAGAGGGAGUAGACCGACCAACUGUAGAAUCUGUUGUAGGUAUCAUCUGCCGCAAUAUGGGUAUGGGAGAGGAACUUCAACAGUUAAUUGUAAAAGAAUACUUUGAAGAUAUCAAAGACCCCAUUCAGCUGCGGGAUCUUAUUGUUGAAUUUAUAGGUGAUGUAUUUAUUGUUAUCCCAACAUUCAGGGCUGCAAAGUACCACAGAGAUGCUUGCCACCCAGUAUAUUUUUAUGAGUUCCAGCACCGUCCCAGUAUAUUUGCAGCUAGGAGACCAGCCUUUGUAAAAUCUGAUCAUGCGGAUGAGAUUGGCUUUGUUUUUGGUAUGCCUUUCUUAACUGGAGAAAUGAUAUUGUAUGAAAAUUCAACUGAAGAAGAAAAAUCAUUCAGCAAAAUGGUUAUGAGCUAUUGGAGUAACUUUGCAUACACUGGAUGCCCUAAUGGAAAAGGUCUCUUACACUGGCCAGCAUUUGAUUCCAGCGAGGAGUACAUGCAGCUAAACAUAAAACCAAGCAUAGCAGCACACUUUAAGGAGAAAAGAGUGGCAUUCUGGACAGAGGCAUUCCCUGAAAAAUAAAAGAAAUGGCUGAAAGAAUGACCAUUCUGACUUGCAACAUUUUUAAAAUAUCAUUAUGUAUUUACUCCAAAACAUAUACUAAAAAACAAGACAUGCAGAACCAUGCAAAUAAAUUAUGUCAGGACUUUUAGAAUAUCUCUCUUUAUAUAGCUUCAUUGCCUUGUAGGUAAGGAAAUAUAUUUUACAUUCUGUAACAAUGUAUUUUUAGGAAAAAACUGACAUUCAAUAAAGACAGAUAAUGUAACACCACAAAACAGUGAAUAUUUGGUGUUACAAAUUUAUUAAAAUAUGAACUAUUCUACUGAAAGAUGUAUGCUACUGGUACAUGGAAAAUGUUAGGUCACAUGUUCUAGAUACGUACAAGCUGUACUCCUACCUAUUUUACACAUAAGCACUAACUAAUAAGGAUUAUUAUCAUGUAACUGAAGAGCUUCCCUCCCUCUGUUAUAAAUAUGAACUUGUAACUUACAAUUCAUUUUCCAGUUGUAGUUGUGCACUAACAGGUCUUGCUCCAAUCAAUUAAAAUACAGAUUAUUAUAGUGAAAAUAUAUGCUACCAAAAUGUCAGAUAGAAAAUGUUCAGUCAAGUUUUCUAGAUCAGCUGACUGUACACCAUCUUCUCUUACAUUGAAGUAGUUAUGAGUUAUUCUCCUCUAUCUCAUACAUAUUUUUUUAUACAUAAACCAUAACUAAUAAAGAUUGUUAUGACAUAA